GGCAGUCAACCGACAUCUACCACAUUAAACUAAGCUUAAAAUUGGCAAAAUGCAAAUUCAUAUUCUAGGAAUUGUGCUGCUUGCAGUGACGUUGAAUACCGCUCGAGCAGGAGAAUACUUAACCGAGAAACCUGAUGCACUGGCGACCUGCUUAGAGGAUGAUGAAAAUAAAGAUAUUUGUCUUGCCAAAACUAUCCAUAACACCAUUAUUAAUUGGGCAGAUGGAAUACCUGGAAAAGAUAUUUUCGGACUAACAGAUCCAUUCACUCUUAACGACUUUAAUGUGACAAGGGAAAUUUCAGCGGACGAUGGUACUCCCAGUGUUAUCCAUAUUCAAUAUUCAAAUUUUUCUGUAAAAGGCUUGAGCCAGGGAGUUAUCACUAGAGCCAGAUACUUUGGAAGAUUUGUAACAGCUACAUUGGAAACUCCAAAGUUGGUUUUAAAUUUCAACUUAAAUGCUACUAUAAAUGAAGGUUCAAAAAACAUCCGAAAUUGUCGACAAAGUUCAAGCGGAAAUGAGCUUAUUUGUGGACUUUGAUGCAUACUUUGAAAAGCGACACAGAUCCAACGCAACAUUUUGGUAUGUGAAAAAUAUGAGAACUGGUAUAUACGAAGUCCUAGACUUCAGUCUACAAACUCAAACUGACUUCGAUAAGUCCAUGUAUAAACAUUUUAUGGACUCAAAGAAUGAUGUCAGCGGGUUUUUGAAAACCUGGGAUCGCCAUUGGGGUGAAUUAUUAUUGAGAAAACGCGUUAAUAAGAUAUUGAACUAUAUUCCUGCUGGAUUCAUAGUUGACAGUAAUUUCUGGUAAC
Messenger RNA from Drosophila sulfurigaster albostrigata, 813 nucleotides. RefSeq lists its product as uncharacterized. The record is from RefSeq and is a predicted model, not a curated record. The transcript is spliced from 4 exons. Bases 50 to 538 code for a protein of 162 amino acids. NCBI's taxonomy places the organism in Eukaryota, Metazoa, Arthropoda, Insecta, Diptera, Drosophilidae.